Molecule: messenger RNA, 4251 nt
Organism: Nezara viridula (southern green stink bug)
Lineage: Eukaryota; Metazoa; Arthropoda; Insecta; Hemiptera; Pentatomidae
Source: the annotation of a GenBank genome assembly
AUGAGCGCUCAAGCUGCAACUAAUCCUAAAUACAAACCAGUGAAACCCACCGUAGAUGAGAUUAAAGAAGAUCAUAUAACUCAACUUGCAGCAGACUAUUGGGCACCAAGCACUGUUGAGAACCAGAAACCCUUUGAUCCCGAAAUAAUUGAAGUUAUUUACCAGAAGGAAAUCAAAGGAACCAAAUUCAACAUCCGAAGGAUCAUGAUGUUGGAAGUGAGUCAGUAUUUAGAAAGAUAUCUUUGGCCUAAUUAUAUCACUGGUGUUUCUUCUCACAAUCACAUGAUGUCGAUAGUGGUCAUGAUGAAUGAGAAAUUUCGGGAAAGAGUAGAAGCAUGGACAUCUAUCAAAAAGCAGCCAGAGCAUGCAGACGGAUUUUUGAGACAGAUGUUUCACGCUAGUUUAGAAGAAGAUGUGAAAUUAAGCUUUUUAGAAAAGAAGACUUUGAUCCUAUUUUUAACUAAUACAUUUAAUAGCAUUGAAGUUGAGUUGAUAAGAGAACAAAUCAAACGUCUUGUUUCUUUAUCUUCUUGGUCGUGCCUUCAUCAAAAUCGCAGAAUUCAAGAACUAAAUAAAGCACCGAAAUGGGAAAAAUAUUAUAAGAAGUUAAUGAAAAAACGGAAAGAUGAAUCUGAAAAUGAUGCAGAAUGGGAGAGAAAAUUUUUAUAUACGUUAAUGCUGAAUUUUCUUAACCAUUUAGAAGAAGUUUCUGCUGAUGGACCUAUUGCCCCGGAAGUGAUUCACUAUUGCGAAAGGUUUUUGGAAUUUCUUAUUGAUUUAGAAGCAUCAUUGCCUACACGCAGAUUUUUCAAUGCUCUGCUCGAUGACUGUCAAUUAGUGUUGCGAUGUCGUGUUUCAGCUUUACCCAGAAGGGAAGAAGGUCAUUUGUUCUCACAACUUCUUGAUACACUCAAGUUCUAUGCCAGGUUUGAGAUUAAUGAUAUCACAGGCGAUCCUUUAACUGAUGCUCAAAUGUCCCAAAUGCAUUAUGACAGUAUCAAUUUCUUGCAAAAGGUUGUUUUUUCAAAGUAUCCUGCUCUCAGAGAGUUUUCUUUGAAAAACGUUUCUAGCAUUGAUACUCGUGAAAAUAUUUUAAAGUAUUUUUCAAAAUUGGAUAAAGAAGCCUUGAGAGAAAUUACAGCUCAUCUUAACCUUGUACCACCAGCUGAAAGGGAACAGGAAGAAUAUUGGUACAGAACUGAUCCACUUUUCAUGAUAGAAUUGCUUGCUUAUCGCCAUGAAAAGCGAAUCUCUCAACUCGAUGAAAUAAACAACAUGCCUCUUUAUCCCACAGAAGAAGUAAUGUGGAAUGAAAAUAUAGUCCCUUCAGAUUACUAUUCCGGAGAAGACUGCUUAGCAUUACCUAAAUUGAAUUUACAGUUUCUUACUUUGCACGAUUAUUUGUUAAGAAACUUUAAUUUAUUUAGACUUGAAUCAUCGUAUGAGAUCAGGCAAGAUAUAGAAGAUGCUAUUUGUCGUUUGAGCCCUUGGAAGACCGAAGAUAGUGAAAAUAAUAUUUAUUUUGGCGGUUGGGCAAGGAUGGCCCAACCUAUCAAAAGUUUUCUAGUUGUUGAAGUUGUAAAGCCGAGAAUAGGAGAAAUGGUUCCUGCUAGAGUUGUUGCUGAAGUAACCAUCAAUCUAGACGUUAAGUCAGAUGUUAAAAAAGAAUGGGAAUCGUUACGUAAACAUGACAUUUGCUUCUUGAUUGCAGUUCAACCUAAUCUUCCUAUAGGUACGAAUUACAAUUUGAGACAUUCGUUUCUAGAACAAAGUGGUUUAAAAUAUAUCAGAGGAUGUGAAGUUUUAGGAAUGUUAGAUGAGGAGCAUAGAAUUAUUGAGGAUUUCCCUGAUGCUCCCAAACCUACCUUCACUUCUAACUCAAGAACAUUCAGAGUAUUGUUAGAUACGAAUCAAUACAAAAUGGAUAUGGAUAUUAUUUCUGAGGUAAAUGAUGAUUUUUAUGCUAAUUUUAACGUCAUCGUGCGUCGAAAAACUAAAGAAAAUAAUUUUAAAGCUGUUCUCUUUACGAUAAGGCAAUUAAUGAAUUCUGAAUGCGUUGUACCUAGUUGGCUUCAUGAUAUUUUACUUGGGUACGGAGAUCCUGGUGCAGCACACUAUUCCCGAAUGCCGAAUGAAAUAGCUUCAUUGAAUUUCAAUGAUACAUUUAUUGACUUGGACCAUUUGAAGGCUAGUUUUCCAGAAUAUGAAGUAUUGAUUAAAGAUGAAUGUAUAAAACCACCUUUUAAAUUGACUUUUGAGGAUGUGUUGGCAAAAAAAGAAGGAAAGAAAUUUAGUAAAAAGUUUAUCUCUGUAGAGCAUCAGAAAUAUAUCCCCAAAGGGCCUUACCCGGUAACUUUAAGAAGAAACCAAAUAUACUUCACUCCUACUCAAGUAGAAGCAAUCAGAGCGGGUAUGCAGCCAGGGUUAACUAUGGUGGUAGGUCCUCCAGGUACCGGAAAAACUGACGUUGCUGUUCAGAUCAUAUCGAAUCUUUAUCAUAACUUCCCGAAUCAAAGGAUUUUGAUUGUAACUCAUUCUAAUCAAGCAUUGAAUCAACUUUUUGAGAAAAUCAUCAAGCUCGAUAUCGAAGAUAGGCAUUUGCUUCGUCUCGGUCAUGGUGAAGAAGAAUUAGAAACAGACAAAGAUUUCAGCAGGUAUGGUAGAAUAAAUUCAAUUUUAAGUAAAAGGUUAGAAUUGCUGGAAGAUGUUCAGAGACUUCAGAAGUGUUUGGAUGUACAAGGUGACAUGUCCUUUUCAUGCGAAACAGCAAGAUAUUUCUAUCUAAAUUAUGUCUAUGCUAGUUGGGAAAAAUAUAAAGAUUCUAUAACAUCUGAAGAUGGAAAGGAAGUUCCCGUUGACAUGAUAUCUGAAAAAUUUCCAUUUCAUGAUUUCUUCAAAGAUGCACCACAGCCAUUAUUUAAGAAAAAUGAUUAUGAAGAAGACUAUGAAACUGCACUGAGCUGCUUCAGGUAUAUCGAAGAGAUAUUUACUUUGCUCGAUGAAUUUAGAGCGUUUGAAUUGCUUCGAGGAGGUGCUGACCGUUCUAAAUAUCUGUUAGUGAAAGGAGCAAAAAUAAUAGCUAUGACUUGUACUCACGCAGCUCUUAAAAGGUCUGAAUUAGUAGAAAUGGGUUUUAAAUAUGAUACAAUAUUGAUGGAGGAGUCUGCUCAGAUACUUGAAAUCGAAACUUUUAUCCCACUGCUGGUUCAAGAGGCAGAAGACGGUUUCAAUAGAUUAAAACGUUGGAUCAUGAUUGGUGAUCAUCAUCAGCUUCCUCCUGUUAUCAAAAAUAUGUGUUUUCAAAAAUAUUCAAAUAUGGAACAGUCGCUUUUUACUCGCUUUGUACGACUCGGUGUUCCAACUGUUGACUUAGAUGCUCAGGGUCGAGCUCGACCAGGUAUUUGUGACCUGUACAACUGGAGGUAUAAGAAACUUGGUAAUUUAAGUCAUGUUGAAAAUGAAGUAGAGUACAAAUUAGCAAACCCUGGCUUCCAAUUUGAAUAUCAGUUUAUAAAUGUUGAGGAUUUCAAUGGCGUCGGCGAAUCGGAGCCAAGUCCUUAUUUUUAUCAAAAUCUUGCAGAGGCUGAAUACAUUGUGGCGGUAUAUAUGUACAUGAGAGUUUUAGGUUAUCCUGCUGAAAAAAUUUCAAUUCUUACCACCUACAAUGGACAAAAGCACCUGAUCAGAGAUGUAAUUAAUGUAAGAUGUGCUUCAAACAGCCUCAUCGGAAAGCCCCAUAAAGUUGCUACUGUAGAUAAAUAUCAGGGGCAACAGAAUGAUUACAUCCUGUUAUCAUUGGUUAGAACUAAAUCUGUCGGGCACAUACGUGACAUGCGACGUUUGGUAGUAGCCCUAUCGAGAGCAAGGUUAGGUUUGUAUGUUUUUGGCAGGGCAUCUUUGUUCUUCAAUUGUUUCGAACUUAGGAUGCCAAUGUCUCAGUUUCAGAGGCGGCCCUUAUUUCUUCACAUUUUGCCGCAUGAACAUUACAAUGUUCAGAGAGAACUGAUUACUAACCCAUCAGUAGAACCUACUGUUAUAACUGAUAUGGUAGCUAUGGCAAAUUUUGUUUAUGCAUUUUAUCACAAUCUGUAUUAUCAAUCUCAAAUGAAUUCUCAAUCAACUUCAAAAGAAGCAAGAGAGAAAAAUUGGCGUGAGCCUGGAGAUAUGGUCAGUGAGCUUCCAAAGUUUGCUGUGUCGUCGCAUCCUGGUGCUGGUGCGUCUGAUAGUGAGGAGGAUGAGGAAGAGAGCUGA